ACGGUAUUUAAGAUGUGGAACGGCAGUACGCCUCCUUACCCAGGCGCGGGCAGAUGGACCCUAACGACUACCCUCAUCAGCCGUGGGGCGCCCCUCCUCCUCCGAGGGACCCUGGCCACUACCCCAGCCCCCCGCAGCCUGCCUACCCCCACCCUCACCCGCACCCCCACGCUGGGUACCCCCUCAGGGACGGAUACCCCGGGCAGCAGGGCGGCGACCCACGCCAGGCCGACCCCGGGUUCUACCCGCCUCCGCCUGUCCACCCGCGGGGGCCGCUGAGGCAGGACGUGCCGCCCUCACCCCCGGUGCCCGUGCGCGCCCCCCGCUACGACACGCUGAACCGGGCCCCCCCGGGCACAGGUGGAGGUGGAGGUGGAGGCUACAAGCAGGCCAGCCCAGAGCGCUACGCCUACGGAGACCCGCGCCACAAGAACGCCAUGACCGCCGCCGUCUAGCCACGCAGCUAGAGAUGAGUGACCAAGCCAAACCACAUGAUGAAGAUGAUGAUACAUAUGCACAACAUGUUCUGCUGUGUGUGUGUGUGUGUGUGUGUGUGUGUGCAGUGCAUAUGUAAACCUAUGCAUGUGCAUCUCUGUGUAUGUGUGUGCGUGUGUGAAAUCAGAUAUAUGCCCAGUGUACUUGCAGUUGUGUUUGUGUGUCUGCACAAUGCAUAUAUUAACCUAUGCAUGUGCAUCCGUGUGUGUGUGUACUCAGAUAUUCAUCCAGUGUACUUGCAGGUGUGUAUGUUUGUUUGUUUGUUUGUGUGUGUGUGUGUGUGUGUGUGUGUGUGUGUGUGUGUGUGUGUGUGUGUGAGAUUCUAUAUAGCGUGUGUUUAUCCAAACUCAGCACAUGGACAGUGUGUGUGUGUGAGAUAUGGAAAGCUUGUGUGUGUGUGUGUGAGAAAUGGAAAGGCUUCUGUCGUUUCUUUUUUUUAGAAACUGCGGAUGUGUCUGGAAGUGAACCACUGAAACCUGACACACACACACACACACACACACACACACUUACUGCACAGGAAGUCUUGCUUUCCCUCUCUCAUCACAUCAGGAUGAGCAAAUGUGCCAUACCGUUAUAGUGAAGGACACAGAAGCUAUGUGUGUGUGUGUGUGUGUGCGCGCGCGCUCGCCUGUGCCACAGUGAUGAUUGCUGCAUCUCCGUCCCGUGCCAUGUUUUGCUCAUAUCAGCAUUACUGCUCUAUAACCGUCUUUGCCAAAAACCAGCUCAGCAGCAGCAGCAGCAGCUCUCUCUGGAGGGGUCACUCUGCUGGGCCACAUCUGGCUCAGGUCUGGCCCGAGUCCUCUGCACCUGAUAUGGGCCAAUCUGCACCUGAUAUGGGCCAAAUCCUAUACAGAACUUUCCUGGAUCAGGGAUCUUUUAAACCUGGUUCAGACUGACCGGGGCCUGGAUCUGGGUUGGGUCCACUAGAUCGGCAGCUAGUUUUGUCCAAGUUUGGUGAAGAAAUUAGCCAGGAUAUGUCCCCGAUAUAUCCCAGAUAUAUCCCAGAUAUGUUACCGAUAUGUCCCAGAUAUGUCCCAGGUAUGUCCCCGGACAUAUGACUCCAGAGUCUGCUGUUGCCCUGUGAGGUCUACAAAUGCAUGUUGUUGUUCCAUUAACACUAGGUCACUUUGUAAAGACUAACUGAAAGUAUAUAGCAUUUGUUUGUUUGUUUUUGUUAUUUCAUAAUCCAGCAUGUCUUUCGUCCUGAUUUGUUGAAUUUAAGACAGAAAUGAGUCAGCCUCUCCAGAAUCAUCCAAUCUCUUGUAAACCUGAAUUGUAAACCUGAUUAAAGCGACUGAGUAUAAUGGUAUAAUCCAUGAUUGAGAUUCAGAUGGUAUAAUCCAGUGGUCAGUUGAAGUGUGUUUCUCCUGUGCUGCAGAAUUCUGUCAACACACGGACAGGACAGCCGUCACUCGGACUGUAGCCUCACACACGAGAUUAGAGGCAUGGGUGGACAGGGGAGGAAGAGGGCUCGGCAGACAGACAGGAAGUUGUGCUGUCCGUUUUGGAACAGUGAUGAACAGACAGGAAGGAUGAGGAGACAAACUCCCUCCCUUUCCCUCCCAAACCCCCACACCAUUGUCAUCUCACAACCUCCAUCUUGGCCUUAAGGGGUUGUGUGUGUGUGUGUGUGUUGGGGGGGAUGGUCCUGACAGGAAGGGUGAGAAGGAGAUGCCACUGCGCACCCCACACACACACACACACACACACAACCUGCCCCAUCGCAAGCCAUUGAUCUUGGCCUUAAAGAGGGAGGAACAGAGCCCUGUCUAACAGCAGGAAGUGAUGUCGUCCCUCCCAGGAAGGGGUCAGGGCUGUCCACCCCUCCAGCCUCCUACAACGUGCCCUAUAUCAGGCCGUGAGGAGGGAAAAGGAGACCUCUCUGUCCAUCUGUCUGUCGGUCGGUGUGUUACUCUUGAAGCUGAUUGUUGGCAGGAUGUGAUGUCGCCCCUCCCAGAGAGGGUUCAGGGUGGGCCAGAUAAGAGCCCCCUAAAGUGUAUUUGGGGGGGAGGGGGUUUCUUUUCUCAUAUUUUCUUUUUGUAUGUUAUUUUUGUUUGUUUAACGCAUUUGUAGCCAAAUACAGUGUGUAUGUGAAGUUCUGAAUGGUUUUGUUUCAUUCUCGCAAUGGUAUGCAUUUAUGUCACUUUGGGUUGCACAACAGCUUGUUUGUGAAGGUACUGACUGCACCACGCACGUGCAGAGAACUGUGGUAACGAUGAAAGUAACAUGAGACACAAUAGCACUGUGGAUAAUUAUGUUCAACUUUAACAUUGUACUCGAUCAAAAAAAUAAAAAUGUAUUCCACACACAAAA
Molecule: messenger RNA, 2811 nt
Organism: Alosa alosa (allis shad)
Lineage: Eukaryota; Metazoa; Chordata; Actinopteri; Clupeiformes; Clupeidae
Product: nematocyst expressed protein 4-like
Exons: 2
Coding region: 54-455 (133 amino acids)
Source: RefSeq, a predicted model, not a curated record